AUGGCGGACAAAUUUGAUACAGCAGCCCCCUUAUUCAAUGAUUCAUUGCCAUAUGAAGAGCAAGAGAGUAUCCCAGCUCAUGCCAUUUUUCAACUUAUCAUGUUUACGGUCAUCUUUAUGGUUGGUUUCUUCGGUAAUUGCAUCGUAAUUUACGGUGUCCUCCAGCAGGGAUCUGCAAAGACCACCAGCAGUAUUUUCAUAGCGAAUCUUGCGCUUAGUGACUUAGCUGUUCUUGUGCUUAGUUUGCCAAUAGGACUCUUACAAGAGCUGGCUUCGUGGCCGUUCGGUGAGAUGGCGUGCAAAAUCUUCUAUCCUCUCGGAGACGUUUUUUUGACCGUCUCCAUUAUGACGUUGACGGCGAUCGCAUUGGACCGUUACCGUGCAAUUGUUACGCCGUUCAAGGAACGAUUCACAAAAACGCAGGCGAAAAUCUGCGUUAGUGUGAUAUGGGGUCUUUGUUACUUAAUAGUUGGGAUACCGACAUCUUUUAUUCUUAAAUUGGUACCGCAGACAAAUGGAGUGAUUGUGUGUUUUCCCUAUUGGAAAGAUAACAUGUUGCGGCAACUACACAAGAUCUUCAUAGCAUCUCUAGCGACACUGCCAUUGUUUCUAAUUAGUUACUGUUAUUUCCGAGUUUUUAUGGCUCUAUGGAAGGCACGAAUAAUACAUCGUGAUUGCGCGAAGAACUCCCUGACAACGAUUCGCCUGGAACAGAAGCGCAAACUUGUAAAAAUGUUGAUUAUUAUCGUUGUCGCCUUCAGUGUGUGUCUGUUGCCCUACGUAACAUUUGCCUUAGUUUUAGAAUUCAAGGGAAUGGAACGAACCUCCACGGUAAAUGUUAUUUUGGUCGCGGUUCUGUCUUUGCUCUACGCAAAUAGUGCCAUCAACCCGUUAAUUUUGUGUACUAUGAGCAAAGAUUACAGAAAAGGUUUAAGGCCGUGUGGUUGUUAGAGCACUGGAAAACAGACGCACGCCAUAGUAUUAUCAUGGAUGAACAUGAUAAAAAAAACCUCGCGGAAAUUUUAUUUCGCGCAUCGCCCGUUACCCUAACGUCUUCAGUCCUCGCGUUGCGGAGUGAAGUCCUGCAGUUUUAUGAGCACCGUGAAAUGGCCACACGCUUCACAAAUCAAACCACGCUUCAUGCCUUUAUGUCAGUCAGUCUUGAAUUGUUGACAGUAUUGACAGUGAAAAUCAAUGAGUACAAUGUCUCAUAUGUUUAUUAAAUAUUCCAAGAUGUAGAUUUGUCGCUCGAGGUUUUGCAGUUGAUGUACCUUUUAAAUGAUCACUGAAUGUUAUUGUUUCGAAUAAAGUCAAAAGGAUGGGCAACAAGUCUUUACAAUGUGCUUCCAAACUGUUGAUAGAUGUCGCCUUCAAUCACGCCUAAAAUUUUGUUGAAAAAGUAAUUGUUUAACCAGCUUAAUGAAAGCCAGAAAGAAAAAUUUGAAAUGUCAACUGUAGCUCCCCGUCGAUUUUAACAGGUGCCUUCAAGAUUCUGGGUUACUAUUACUUUUUAACAACGGUUAAAGAAUAGGCAGGGGUAUAUUGCUAAGCACUAAAUGACACUGAAUUCCACAGAUUAGGGUUAGGAAACUGAGUGAGUCACGUUCCAUUAAAGUCAUCAUACAAGGCGAAAAUCAUUUGCAGCGUUGUACAGAACUCUGGGCUUUUAACACACAGGGCUUUUCACCUCUUGCUUAACUUGAGGGAGUUGACUUAACAUUACUGUCAGUCUUUUGUCUUUUUUAUCAGAGGAAAAUUCCAGCACUACAGUGACAGGAGAGCGAAACACAUAUCUUCUUUAAACAAAUGAGUUGACAAGAUUAUAAUUCGAAAUUUAGAGUUCCUUUUUUAUUUCCAUUUUUGGCCAGUUCUCAGUUCACUUCAUCAACAAAACCAUGACAAAACCAAAUGGAAAACAAGGAGAUAGAAUUUGUUUUUCAUGUUUACCAUCGAAACACCUUCAAAUUUGUUGUAGUUUGUUGUAGUCUCAGAUGCGACGACCUGGGUUUGAUUUCUUGGAAAAGCUUGUUUAAGACAGUUUAAGACGAGAAGAGAAGACUGAGAGCAAGGAAGAGAACCCACAACAAACUUAGCCAAUAAAAAACGUCUUCUGUGAUAAAGCAGAGAUCGGGCCCCACACACUAUACAUUACCAACCUUACUCCUUCAGGCCCCACACACUAUACAUUACCAACCUUACUCCUUCCUCAGUAAUAAGUUAAAGUAGCAUCUUAAAGAUCCACGAAGCAAUGUCUCGCACUAAUGAAGUCAGUUUUAUUUACUGAUCUAGCGUUUCAACACUAAAGCGCAAUAAAUCUCAGGCUAUUAGAUCCCUCAACCUCUUUGCCUCUUUCUGAGGUCUUUCCUUUUAACGAGCUUGGUCCAAGCACCAGGUUGUAAGUCAACUUAAAUCGUACUAGAGCCGAGACUCUCCCCAAAGUACGCAAUAGAGACUGUUUCAUUACAUUCAGCAAUGAAAUGGCCCUGAUAUGGUCAUCAUUAAAUCAAUGAUUGUUCUCCUGUUCUCUGAAACAGGGCUGAUAACUUUUGUCUAUUUCUUUGUCAACAAGUGUCGGCCAGGUUUCACCCUGGCUGGCAUCCAGCAGUUUAAUAAGCCCUACCCUCCUAUUGGCCUUCAUACAAAAUUCAAGUUCUUUCACAAACUGCGUUUGAUAGAUAGUGAACUGGCUACCUGUUACACUGCUGCCAUGAAAAAUUACUGCCGAUAAAUUUGAAGGGACAGAAAACAGAACUCUCUCAUAGACUCAAAGGUUAGGCGGUCAAAGGAUUAACAUCAUUACUUCGACUGAAGAGAUAUUUUAAUCGAAUCGGAAAGCAGUGCGGGUCGUAUCUAUAUGCUUAAUACUGCUUUCCGGCAAUUCACCAACACUUAUCGCACAUUCGUUUAUCUUGGGAAGUGGAUAUUAAAACUCGCGCGGAAAUUCCAGUCCCGAGUUAUUUAUGCUAUCUAUUGACUCUAACUUGAUUGUUGUCAUUUAUAGAAAACCACUAGGGCGUCCACGUUUAACCCCAAUCGGAUGUGUGAAAAUGAGAGAGACCAGGAAUGCAUAAUUGCAAAUAAAACCUAUUAUCUAAGUAACAGACCUAUUCGGCUAACUCAAUGUUGUACCGAAUUCAAACCCUUUGGAAAUAAAACGUUUUGAUUCAGGAAUUUCCAUAUCACUUAAAUGUGAAUGCGACAUUAUAAUGCAAAUACAACACACAAAGAAUCUUAACCCGGGAAAUUUGAAUUGGGUUAUUGUUUUAUCACUUACCAUUAUUACAAAUCAGUCAAAGAAUUACUGCCUAGUUUGAAUGUAUCUAACCAUCGCCUACGGCCGUCUUUCUGGUUCUAAAAUCUGUUAAAUUCAACGAGAAGGUUUGUAUAUCGUGAGAAUUUAGCCUAAAACUGGUAUCGUAUUUUAAGCGCUUUACGAGAUUAAAAAUUAAAGAAUUGUUUCACUAUCUUUUCAUAGGAAAUCAACUUGUUUUUUGGUUUUUAAAGCCGUUUAACAACCUAUCCAGAGUGUUCCAAAGCCAGUAAAGAAUGAUGCUCUGUAACAAAGACAUCCAAUCAAACGGUUCCUAUUGCGGGCAAAAUAAUGUUUUUGUUGUCGUUGUUGUUCAGUUGUUGUUGCUUUUAGCGAGCGUGCUAUGGGUGGGGGGAUUCCACAGGAAAGGGAUGUGUUUCACUUGAGAGGUUUUUUAGCCGAUAGUUGUGUCAAGAAAUAUAUACAAGGAAAACCAAAUGCUGUCACACUGUGUUGAAAAGCAUUAAAUUCAUGCAUCUUUUGUAAACACUUUCAAUUACUAAAGGAGGUUGGGUUGUUUCGGGAAUUGGUUAUCUGUUUUUAUAGGAGUCAAACUUCACAGCCUAAGGCACGCCCGGAUUGAUCUCUUUUAGGGGUUUAAUUCUAAUUUUCCGACACGUGACUAUCACUUUGCCCUCUUAGGCAGGAAUCAUCUCCCAUUUCCAACUAAUCAGGUCUCUAUCUAUGAAAAUUGAAUGCUACUGAUCGCAAGUAUUUUUACCUAAAAUUUCAUUAAAGCACAUUUUGUGAAUGUUAAAAUGAGUCCCUGAAUUAACACACGAUGAUAAACUGAAUGAUAUUGUUACAAGUACUGUAUUAUGAAAGCUUUUCGUAGACAUCGUUCGAUAAAGGCGGAAAUGAAUAUAAUCAGUAAUAGCAUAGAACUGAUAACUUAAAUCAUAUGGAGAAUUGUUGUCUUUUAUGAAUAUUUUGAUUAGAGAACAAUUUACGUGUUCCACUUUGGUGUCCACGCGAUCUUUGCUAUCAAUAUGGUAGAUUUAUUUGUAAAUCAGCGCAGUGCGACGACAAAUUUCCAUUGUAAAGGAAACAGAGGCCGUAGACGGAGAUGUUAUCAAAAACCGGAAUCAAGCUGAUUUCAGUUCAUGCCACGCUCAGUGACUGACAGCACGUUUUUGUACAAUACGGGCUUGUUUUUAAGGUCAUUUUACCUUACACUUGUUGCUAAUAAGGUCAGUCCCACUUUUGGAAAUGCCAGAAAUGCGACAGAAAGGAUACUUUUGUGUCACUUAGGAACUUGGACGUCUCCAAUAAACACUUAACUCUGCCUUCACGUAUAGACUGAUUUACUGAGGUAGUUCUUCUCUUUACAGAACGAAAGAAACAGUGUCAGCAACAGUUAUAAACGUCUGAAAAUCGUUCAUAAUGUUUCUUAUUUAACAGCACCCUUUAUUCAAUGUAAUUCAGCAGGACCUCCAGCAGCAUGUCAAGUCUCGCCUCUAAAUAAAAUUUCGUCACUGACAUUUCGCUGUUAGAAGUUAAGUCAGUGAGGCAAACCUGCUGCAAAUAAUGACAACAGCCACCUUACUUGAUAAAAAAGAUAAUGACACCAACAAGCUGGAGAAAAUAGGUUAACCACGCUAAAAUAGAUUAACUGCCAAUAGUCGUCCAAAACCCACACUUCAACACUUUCAGUUUUUUAAGGGUUAAGGUUUAAAAUGAGAAAUGAUAUGAUGCAAAAGUACAUGUUCAGCGGUAGCUUUUAUUUGAACGGACACGAUAAUGAUAAUUCGGAGAUAAUCUUUUAUAUCGGCACCAACGAUAACCAGUUUGUGCCUCAUGUUCUGGUCAAAGAUGUGCGCCUGAGGUUAGAUCAAUUGUGAAAAACUACAAGAAAAUCAUGUGGUAAAUGAAAAAAGGUUGCGAGGGCUAAUUCGACUCGCUCCUCAGCCGAAGUAGCCUGAGUAUCAGGCCUUCCUUAGGGGAGAGGGGAGAGGAGAUUAAAGAGGGCAGAGAGGAGAAGGGAGAGGGGGGAUCAGCAAAGGACAGAAGGUCACUUUUCUCCCUUCGCUGGUCAGGUAAGAGGGUAACAUAUAGGUAGGAAUUGAGAAUUUAUGACACACACACAAAGACGGAAAACUCAAGGGAAACGAAACGAACAAGAAAACGUAAAGAAAUCAUUCACAGGGCUGUCGCUAACAUUUCAAGUUGCCGGGCAUGUAUAUGUGAUUAGCAGGAGGGGGAUUGUAUAGCCACGAAGUUCUUCUGGCUCUAUUUUCCUUUUGUUUUCUAUGAAAGUAGCCGGGGAAAAUCCCCGGCCCCCGACUCUUUGUGACAGCCCUACAGAAAUGAAAAAAAAAAAAAAAAAACGUAAAGAAAUGAAAACAAAUGUAGCGUCAUAAUAGCGCGACACAAAAGAACACAAGAUCUCAGAUUUAGUUGAAAUGUACACAAUUCAUUCUGUUUAAAUAAAGAAAAAGAUAUAAACAACUUAUUUAAAAGUUCUUUGCAUUGCUAGUUCAGUUCUUUUACGACUAUUACAAAUUCACAAGUCUGUGGACGGUUCAUAUGAGACGAUUGUUUCUCGGGCACUAUUUCAAAAAAGUUUCUACUUGUGGGGUUAAUUGAGGCGUCUAAACAAACUAUGAGUGUUAGAUGACAACUGAAACUUAAAAAAAGUUUAGCCUUCCUGUUUUAUAAGAGAACAUGAUCCCGUAAAAUCUUUCCGGGAGGGUAUGAUGGUGAUAUGACUGAGAAUGUUUGCUUUGGCGACGUUUUGGAGAGGGUCUCGAUUAGGCGGGCAGUUUUCCGACAAGUUAUCAUUCUCAUUAGCUUUGGAUUUAUCAAUAUCUUUUGCUGUUUAACUCGCCAAUGUUUUAUCUAUUGUUAAAUAUUUCCAGAAAGAAAAGCUGUGUUAUUUCACGUUAUCAAUAAUUGUUUUCCUUAAUGUUAUAGAGUCAAUUUAAGCAUUCAGAUUUAUUGACAAAACACAAUUUUAGACUUUCUCUCGAAGACAGCAAGAAAGGAAUUUUGAGCUAGUGGCGGUGGUUCGAGAAUCAGCACCCCUCAGUUCUGGCACUUGGCCAGCAUUUGACGGAAUGUUAUAUUGGGGUAUUGCAAGCGCUAACUCUACAUUUAUGUUUCGAUGACACUGUGUGCCAACAGUUUUUUUAGGGUUAGAAAACAUAGUUGGGAAUUGCUAAGUUGUAUUCAAAACGCUCGAAAAUUUUGAGAGGCGAGUUAACAAAAUCUUUGCCACUGGACAAAGACAGAUAUUGAUAUCCAAUUCGGUCACCAAGAAGUGGAAUGCUGAACGUUCCCAAACUUUUAGCUAACGAUCUUUUGGCUUGUGCCCUUUACAUGGCUUUGUAAGAAGGAAGAAACUAUAUUUUCUGUCUCACUGUGUCUGUUUGUGUCCACUAGACUGGAGAUCGUCUUGGCACUUUUUUCGAUUUUUAGGGAGCUUUUGUUGGUACGCCAACUUAUGAAGAUUAAGUAUUUAACCCAAGAGCGUCUAAAAAGAAAACAUAUCCAGUUUGCCCUUGAAAAAAUAUUGACAACAGACUAGUCAAUAGCGCGUCAGUCAAGGUCUGCGUCUCAUAGAAAUGUCCUGAGUCCUAACAAAGACGACAAAAUAAACGUAAGAAAUGCAUGUAUAUUGAACGUCACGUUCAAACUCAAUAAUAAUUUUUGGCAACUUUGCCGAAGUUUCUCUAGGCCAAGAAUUUAAAGUAAUCUGAAGAGGAGUUUUAUGAACUUAUCCCGGAUCAGCUGAACAUAUUUUGCAUAGAAUGACAUUCUUACCCUGGUAUAAACGCACGGAAGCGGACCUUUACACGUUCAAUCGAAAGCGAAAAUAACAACUCUUAGACUUACUGGUUUGGUCCCGUUUGUGUCAGUUCUCUCAAACCGUGAAAACAAGAUUCAAAAUUUUGUUUUUGUAGCUCAUGUAUAUUGUUGUUAUAAUCAUCGGGAGGAGAAAAAUAAUUUCACAUAAUAAUCUUAGAGUUCUUUGCCUAUAUAUCGAUAAAAGCGUCUGUGGACAUGAGCGUUUGAAUGUGGGAAAUUAUUUGACACGAAACAGCUAUUUUAUAUUAUUGCUUCUUUCAAGGCCCUUACAGUUUACAAAACCAUUGUCACCACUGAGACUGAACAUCAUUUCUCUCAAGCACCAGUAGUUGGAAUGGCUGGGUUGUUGGAGAUUCAGGGGCACCCAACGACAACUUUUGGAAAAUAUCUGUUCGGAAAACGAUUUGGAUCGAUUUCAGUUGCUAUGAAAACAAACAACCUUAUGGCCAUUCUAGAUCACCCUCUUUGUACACAUAAUUUCUUUUGAAAGCAAAAUACCCUAGACAAACACUUGACCACCAUCGAAGGAGCAUGUCAGUUGAAGAAACCGAGACAUUUCUCGCUGUUUUAACAUUUACUUGCAGAGCUCUAUUUUGAUGAAAAACAAUGAAUUGGCUCUGUAACGACGUUUCUUCGAUUGUAUUAGGCAUUUCAAUAAGACUGUUAGAAGUUUGAUAUUUCCGGGUCUCGUGAUCAUCUUUUACUGAAUAUUUCAAGGGAAGGUCAGAGAGGGGAGUGAGACAUCUAUAAACUACAGCUUCAUGCAGGCUAAAUGCUUUAACCCUUCUUACAAUUCUGGUUAAGGGUUAUUUCCAAUGACUCAAGUUCUACUUCGUGAUCUGCCCGGGAUAAAAACGUCUUUAGUUGCAAACGUUAGCAUUUGGGGAAGCAUUUUCGGCUUUCACCACCCCUGUCGUCAAAAAAGAGGAUAGGUUAGGAACCACAAGGAUUGGGAGGAAAGCUGGAUCAGGGACAACACUCUUAUUCCUUUAUCCAAUUAGCUAACAAUUAUUCAAUUUGGCGAGCCCGGUGUUUGGAAACAAAAUUUUCCUGAAAUCAUAGAUUGCCUGUUGUCAGAACAUAAUACCACCUAAAUCCUAUAGCUAGCUUUUGAGCCACGAUCCUAAUGACUGACUCCGUAUUGGCUAUUUAGCAGUAAGAGCAUACCAUACGUUUUCUUUUAAAAUAGAAAGAAAUAUCACCUUACGUUUUAACACUUGGAGAAAAUAAGGUAUUUUGACCUUUUGUUGCUCUUCUGGAUAAAAUGAACAGAUUCUCAGGGUAUGUUUCAAAAGAGGAAAAUUAAGUUCUUCUAUCCAAAAACCGUGGUAAUUUUAAAGAACGAAACAAUAUAAAUUAACAACUACAUUUGCAGGGGUCAUUUCCAUUUCAGCGGUUCAGAAAAGAGCAAUUGUAGGAAAGUUUGUCUGUCAUGAAAACGUAUACUGUCCAUUCUUAUUUAGUAUAUACGACACGUAGAGACUAUUUCGAAAGCUACUUUUAAAGGACCAUUAUUUAAAGAAAAUAGUAGUUUCCAGGAAUUCAAAUCCGACAUUUAGACACACUGAGGAACUUAUAAACUCAAACUAUUUUGCAAAGAGCCAAGCAAUUGCAACACGAAAGUAGGCAUUAACCGUGUGAUACUUCGUCUUUUUAUUAAAAAAGAUCACAACAAAGGAAAGGUAGUAAGAAUUAACUACCGAUAUUAUGGCGCUGGCUAUUAUGGCUAAAUGCGAAAGAAAGUAGUUCUGUCUGGAAAUCUGCGUGGGUCUCAUUCUUUACCAAUAAGUUGAAACACAUUUAUUUAUGAAAAAUAACGAUUGAGACGGCUAUUUUCCAGCCUUAACCUAAACUUUGUCGCAACUCAGAAAGUUCAGAACAAAGAGGCAAGUGUAAAAUGCCUUAUUAUUAUGGCUAAGCUGUUGAUGGUUCAGUACACAUUUGCACUGUUUCAAAACUCAUACGGACUCAUGUGUGGCACAUAAAAUGGAACCCCCGAGAGAAAACGUCAAGUUUAUUCCACAGAGUUAUGACCACCGGCGCGAGAUCUCCAGCCUAAGCUAGCAUAUAAAUAGUUGACCGAUUUUUAUUUUUCACCUUAAGCCUAAGGGUUACUCCACCACAAUGAACGCCAUUGUGGUAAUUCUUCUGACACUGGGGGCAGCUUGUAAGUAAUGCGUCCUUUCAUUUUUCAUUGAUUUCUUUUGCUAAUUUGGCGUUCACCAGAAAAUCGACGACUGCCCUGUUUCAAUUUUGCCUUCAUCUUACGUCGAUACAUUUCAUGUGCUCACUGAAAACGAUAGCUGACGCAUUCUUAAGAGCACUUUCGUCCUGUACAAAGAGCCUAUAGUAAAUUAUUUGACACUUUUCAAUUUUUGUACAUGUAGUAUAGUAGUACUGAAAGCUUAAAAUUGAGUUUAUCUUUUUCCAAAACUUCUAGUUAUAUUCUUAUGAUGUAGUUUUAUUAUUGGCGUAUCACAGCACACGAGUUCGAAUAUACACUAAGCUAAAAAGACAAACGCUUUCCGAGUGUUUCUUUUUUCAAAUUGCAUUUAGGCUGUGAGCAUUUUAUGUUAACAAUUCUUUUUUUCUUUUCUUUUCAGCUGCAAUGCCAUUAGGUAAGUAACAACUGAUACCAUUGUGUACUAUUACUAUACCAGCGACAAAAGAACCUCUCGUAAUGUGAGCUUUCCUCACGCGAAUUACUUAUGAGCUAAAAAAUCUCACAAGAAGAUCACUUAGCUUUUCUUUUCACUUUGGCUAGUUUCCUUUCAUUUUUCAUUUCUUACUUUUGAAACUUUGGCGUUCAGAGGGAAAUGAUGUCUGGCCUGUUUCAUAAAAAAUGUCCCGGGUUUUCAAAACAAUUUAGACAGAUUUCCUACUGAUGCCGAUACACCUUGUACGUUUAGUUAUAACUAAAAAAGAUAGCAUUUUUGUUUCCAGGCUUCCAGAAGGGCAAAAGGUACACGUACAGCUACCAAAGCGAGGUUUCACAUGCCAUUCCUACUGGUUCCCAGAAGACCCUAGGGUUGCGAGUGAAAAGUCAGGCGCAUGUUGAUGUAAUAAAGAAGACGCAGAUACAGAUUACGGUUAGUGCUAGUUCAGUAGUUCAACCAUCAUGGACAAGAGUGCGGCAUGGUUGGAAAGAGUAAAAACGUAUUAGUGCCUCAUUUUAUCGAUUAUAUUUUAAUGCUCAACUGAAAAUUCAACUUGGCUCUCUAUCAGGUAGCCCUCACUCACCAACUCGAUCCAUUCACCCUUCUCCCUGUCAGUGAUCCAAUUUUAUGGAACAACAUUGGAAGAGAGUGGUGGGGACCAGAGGUGGAAGGCAAAUUAAUUAAAAGUGACAAGUCCUUACUUACUAAAUUCUUAUUUUCUAUCUUUGGGUUAGACAAAGCCUAAAUUAUAGGAAAAUAUCCAAACAGUGAAAGUAUACUUCCAGUUUUCUUCACUUUCGUUGUAUUUGUCGUUCUUGGGCCUUCUUCAUCUCUUUUUCUUUUGACGUACUGAUGUUUUUAUUCGUAAUCAGUGUUAGUUAGAACGAAACAACGUUUUAGACUUAAUAAUUGUAUCCAGUUUGUUUCAAUCCAAACCCAAGGAUAAUAGUGUGAACUAUUUAAGAUAUGCCAUUGCCUUCAAUCGGGCUCGGGCGGGCUUGGUUUCUACCAACGAAAUUACCACCUUGUUUUCACAGAAAGAAAUAUUUAAAAUGAAAUUACAUUUUACCCAUAAUGAUUUCUUUGGUUAUAUUUCAUUAGCUGGCAAACGUUCAAGUCCUUCAAGUGACUGGAAACCUCCGAGACUCAAAAGAACAAGAGAAACCAGCAGAUGAGAAGAUCUUACAGGCAAUGCAAAAGAAACUGUCCCUACCCGUGAAAGUCGGUUUCAAGCCACAAGAUGGUAGCAUUAAGGAAAUCAAAGUGCACCCUAAAGAUGAAGAAUGGUCGCGGAAUAUCAAACGAGGUCUCGCUAACCUGUUCCAGAUCUCAGCGAACAUAAAACUGGAGGAGAAAAAUGGCAAACAGUUCAUUACCCAGCACGAGGUUAGAAAAAGUUCGCUGAUAAUUAGAAUUGACUGUAAAACUGUAUCCAAAUCUUUCUCGUCUUAUUUGCAAUUUGCACAUAUCCAAUAAUAAACCUUCUUUGGCCCACAAAAGUUCGCAUAAGCAUAUUGUCUUCAAUUUCUCUUAGGACAACUGUAAUACCCAGGAGAAAUGAAAAACAAAGGUUACUCAGAGUUUUGGGGGGGAAACAAGGUAUAUUAUGGGAGAUGUGCAGAUGGCAAAUUCGUAGACUGUAUGGACUUUGACAGUCUCAUAGCUCGAAGUGCUUUGCAUUAACAUUGUCAUAACGGAAACAAAGAUUUUUUUUCGUCUUUUAGGCUACAGCAGUAGGUGAUUGCCAGGUAUCUUACGUCGUCAACCUAGAGAACAGCCAACAAGGAAAGAAAGACCAAGUUUGCAAGAUUACCAAGGUGAUCAACUAUGAGAAAUGCAGGCAACGCCCUCAGUUUACCCAGAAUACCUUUUAUGGCCGCAACUGCGAUGGCUGUCAGCAGGUAAAGAUGGAAUCAAAUACUUUAAAGCUGUACUGAUAUUGUAAUAGAGCAAUUUUUCUUUUUUGCGUUACAACAAAAGAUUUUUUGUGAUAUCAACCGCCUCUUUUUUAUACUAAGAUCAGAUUUUGACUAAAAAGUUUUGUACAUGUGUAAAAAAGACAGUUAGUAGUCAAACAGCCUGUUCCAAGCUCCGAGAUAAUCCGAUGCGCGAAAUUGAGAAAGCGCGAACAAGAAAGUAAAACGGGAUGAAACUGGGGAAAGGAAGGACCACCGCCACCUUUUCCCGGAUCACGCGGUCAUAUUCUUGUGUGCCUUUCAUUUACGCAUCAUCCCGGCUAUCUGAGAGCCUGAAACAGACUAGAAGAGAAAUGUUUCGUAAAAAUUAAUUUUGCCCUCAUCAUGGUGCGAUUAACCUCGCGUUAUAAUGAACGACUUAUUUUUCAGAGCAUGGGCUAUGCACCAUACCUCCGCUCGGUCGGACAAAUUGACCACACUUUGACAGGCUCAAAAGUUGAUGGUUUCGUUAUCAGUAGAACUGAGGCUUUUGAACAACACGUGAUCACUCCAUUUUCUCGGUCAGGAGGACAGGUCACUGCAUCGUCCAGGUACAAAUAUGUUAUAGUUGUUCCAUAAUGCCCUAUACUCUAAAUGCAUACAAGACUUGUCUCUGCUGUAAUUGGCUACCAAACCUGUUUUACAUGUAUAAUAGAAAGUAUGCUUGACUUACUCAGAGACUUAGCACAAAGAAUUCAGAUGUAUCUUUGGCUGCUCAUAGAAAGCUCUAUCGUUAAUGUUGACUCAAUACAGUAUUCAAGGUUUGAAAUACUGCCAGAAAUUUCAGUAUUGUUCUUAAAAGCGAGCCUUACCAUAGCCCUUUUGAAUAACAAAACUUUAUAUAAGGUGGUUAAUUGCACAUGAUCAUGAUUUAAUAUUUUGAAUAAUAUUGUAAGCAUGGAAUUCAAAAAGAUUGUAAGAAUUCUUAUAAAAAAGAUGUCAGCUGUCAUUACAACCUGAGCAAAUAUUCUUCUAAGAUAAGUUUUAGCUGAAAAAGGUCAAAAUGAUUGGUGGGUGUUUGCUUUACGUUUGAAUAAUGACCAGGCUAUUGUUUACUCUUUAGUUACGAUAUUUCCAAUGCAUAAAUCCUACACAAAGAACAAAAAUGACAUAAAUAAGGAGGUGACUGUACAAGGAUUGACAGAAAACUACAAAAGAGACAGUUCUGUUAUUGUUUUAAAGUUCAACUUUUUAAUUCUCUCUGCUCCUUUCAACAAAAACCAGACAAAUGUUACAGUUCCAGAAAACAGAUGCUGUGGGAAAAGACUGUAAGUAUCUCAAGUUGUUAAAGAUAUCUCUUACUUCGAUCUUAACUCAAAGUUCUUACCGCAGAAUUUUCUAGGCUGGGGUCCACGACACCCAUAGAGAAGGUAAAAGGGGGUCAUAAGAGAGAAAAGUGGGUCACAAUCUUUAGAUACAGUUAACUCAACUGAUUGGGUGUUUUCUAAAGAUGCCAUGUCCAAUUAAAUUUUGGCUUAUAUUGAAAGGAAAUUUACGUAUGGGUACAUUUGUUUGUGUACGUUUUGUAAUAGGUUUCUUUUCCUUCUUUGCGCCUUGAGAGCCCUUGGGCUAACUAUAGUGCAGCAUUUCCCGGAAAAAGGCGACAGUGCCGCAAUGCUGCCGCAGUCUGGUAAGAACACUGUUAACUUCAGCAGAAACUGGUGGAGUGACACCCCAGGGGGGUGGGGGGAGUACUUCCUAUAACUGCCUAUAGAGGGAGGUACCUCAGGCUUUACUUAUGAAAGGGUAGGGAUUUCACUACCUGAAGUAUAGAGAAAGGGUAUGGAAAUCUGUCAUUUCGGUAUGUAAAAAGACUCAAAGAGCUAAGAGAUGCAUUUUAUGGCCGUGAAGAAAUGCUGAGAAAACGUUCUGCUUUUGUGAUUAUUAUUUUUAAAAGCCAGUGCAUUUACAGGAGUUAGAACGGAUUCAAAGUUCUAAGCUGGGUAUGUGAAAGUGGUACCAUUGUCCAUAGAUGGUAUAUGAAAUGUUUCCGUCAAAAAAUGAACAUGUGAGAGUACUAAAUUAACUUUAGAAUAACCAAAUGAUCAGAAAUUAUUUUACUUAAUUAGCCCCUGAAGUGACCAAGUUAAUCAGCCAGACAUGUACCGCUGAAGAUCCCGACAAAAGCGCCCGCGAUGACGUUCAACACCAAAAGUCAUUAGUUCAACAGGUGAGAUACCCAGGAACCGUCACCCGAAAAUAGAAUUAUGGUAAAGUAUCAGUCAAUUUAUAGUAGCUCUUCUGUGAGUGGUUAUGGAAAAGUACUUUUGCAUUUAUUGGCCUUGCUCAAAAUCCCCCAAAAAUCGUCCUAUAAGAAGUUUAUACAUCACAAAUUGGGACCCCAGUUAUUCAAAACUCAAUUAGUUACUACAUGAUAAAUCAGCCAUAAUUAUGUCCUCAAUGGAUAAAAAAAAAAAACUUUGAUCAUACAAUACUUUUUGAUUUUGAUAGGCACAAAAAUUGAUUGACGAAAUGUGCAAAGCAGCUAAAGAUCCAGUCAGACAGCAGGCAGCGCAGAGGUUUACCGCUGUUGUCCUACAGUUAAGGAAAUGUAACAAGGACUCACUAAAAAUGGUGGUUGAUGACAUGCUUGAAAAACAGGAUCCAGUUGAGAGGUACAGAUGAAAGGGCCUCUAUAUGAUUCAGCAAGAGAGACUGUGAUCACAGAGACUAUAGUUAUUCCAAAGCCAGCUUUUGCAAAUCUAACUCUACCUACUACUUCUUGCCAAUAGUCAAAGAAGACAACACACUAUUUCUGCAAGUCAACAGUUUUCAGUUUCUGUUAUACAAUAACUGAGGAACGUCUAACGCGCUUAUUGGUCGAAAGCUAUGUUCUAUGAGUGUUUUUACAAUAACUGAGUGAUUUCCUGCGCACCGAUCAGUCAAGAGCUAUGAUCGAUAAGAGUUCAUCCUUUAAAUUCAUCGUCGAAUAAAAAAUAAUAGUUGAUCUCCUCCAGAAAUAAGAUGUGACAAGAAACUUUUAUUAUAGCCUUAUCAGAGAUUCGUGUUUUACUUUCCAGAAAAUAUUGUUUGGAUGCCCUGUCUUAUGUGGGCACCUCUGAGGCUUUCCAAGUCUUGAAGCAAAAGAUCAUCCAGGACAAGAAAAUUAGCAAACAAGAAGAACUUAAACGAAUGCUUCUAGGAUUAGCCUCUGCUCCUAGACCCACCGUUGAGCAUAUUCAGGCUGUUUGGGUAGGUUAGAAUUCAUAGCUUGAGCUGACAACACUAAGAUCAAGUAAUCAUCAAACCCUGCUGAGAAUGCAAAAACCAACAAACCAAACAAACGAACAAAAAGUUGCAACAUGUUGUUGAUAUGAUGCUUUCCAUAAUCAGUUAGUAGUGCUUUAGAUCAAGGACCUAAUUUCAAUUGGUGAAUUGUAAGAACACUGUAUAGACCAAUUUCCCAAUCGGAAAUGUCACAGACUACAUACUAAAAACGUAGCACUUUAUGCAUAAACAACACAGGUUUCCUUCAUAGACUAGUUCCUGUGAAAGAUUCCUCAGCUCAAUCAAUUAACUCUGAUAAUCUAAUGUUUCACAUAUGGCAUUCAUGAUAGAAAGUUUAGAAGAAAAAAAAACAACCCCCCCUCCCCCCACAACGUUUUGGUAUUGACCCUGUUAUAUAUUUUGUACUUUUUUUAGGCGCUUUGCGAACAAUUUGCCGCAUCUAAGGAUAUCACGAAUCACCGUCACUGUUUCCUCUCUUUUGGGGCUCUUGUACACAAGAUAAAUCAGCGAUCAAAUCUACAGCAGGACACAAAAACUAUAACUACCUGUCAGCAGCGUAUCAAGGUUUUGAACACCAUUCAUUGCAUUCAUUGAAAGCGUUUUUAAUCCUAGGUUAAUCCAAGCUAUAAUUAUUAUGGCUAUAAAAUCAAUCGUUUUAUUUCAAUUGUUCUUUUCGUUGCUAACAGCUCGUCGCAUUUCACGGUUUAAGCGAUUCAAAAAUGGUGAUAUUCACAAAGCAAAUUAUUAUCAAGCGGAAAACUUACAGUUCCAUUUUAAAAACUGUGUCCAUAUUUUGUAAGAAUAGGAACUGCUACCCAGCGCUAUAACCGUUACAUGUUUAUACUACGGUGUAUAUCAUGUGGCAUUGUUAAUUAAUUUACUAACACAUAUCUUAAUGAAACUGUUUUUGCCUCCAGGAUAUACUGGACCGACUUAAAGACCCUAACACAUCACAAGAAGACAGACUCACCUAUAUCAAGGCUCUUGGGAAUGCAGGAAGUACCGAGGCUCAGCAACAGCUUCUUGACAACUUUAAGGACCAGACACAGCCCCUUCACAUCAGAAUUAACUGUGUAUGGGCUCUUAGACGCAUUGCCUCUCAGUCUAGAGAACAAGUAAGUGAUUUCAAUUAGCUUGUUCAGUUAUUAUGUUGGGGUCCAUAUUUAACACACUCAGUAUAUCUUAUUAUCUUAAACAUUUUCGUUUUCGGUCAUCCCAUAGCUCGGAAGGGGCAGGACCCUAAAAAUGUUUGAGAUUCAAGUUGCUACUUUUUCCUCCCCUGUUUGGGAAAUUUGACACAACCUCACUCAAUAACGCAUUUGCUUGAAAACCUAUUAUGAAAUACUAAAACAACAUGUAGAUAAGUUGUUAAGGUUAUUCCAGUGGCCAACACCAGUCUCCAUCAGGGUAAUACGAGCAGAUUAGUGGCAAUUCUUCUUAAGUAUCUACUUAAAACAGUGACCAGACAGAGCAAUGAAGAAAAUAAAACACAGAAUAACAAAAAUCAGAUAACAACGGCAAAGUUAACAACAUCAGAAACCUUGAGCUUCUACGCAUUAAGAAUUAACCUUUUUAGCCAAUGGUUCGGCAUCAAAAAAAUAACAUUAAUGACAGUCCGUGCUAACUACAACAAAAGUGUGGGAAAAGAUAUGUCCCACUAAUGUGUUCAGGAUUGUGAAAAAAACAAUUUUUACAUCAUCUUCAAACAUAUAUAUUUGCAGACUUAUCCAAGGCUUAUUUCUACUUUUGCUGAUGCGAAAGAAAAUCCAGAACUUCGAAUGGCUGUUUUCCUGCUGAUGCUGAACUCCAAACCGAACUUUGCUACAAUGCAACUCUUAGCCAAUACCCUAAGGCGUGAGAUGACCAAUCAAAAACAAGGCCCUCGCAGCAACCAACUUGCAUCUUUUGUUAUCUCUCAUCUGUUCUCACUCGCCUAUCACAGCAAUGUGCUCAUGAAAACCAGGUAAUUAAUGGGCCCAACUUUGACAACUUUUCAGACAAUAACAAUCUAAUAACCAGUGUAAUGGUUUUUAUUGCCAGUCAAGCCACUAAGACUCGGGCAUAAGUAAGUGGAUAAGUGAGUGGGGAAGUUUGUGCAAUUCAGUGUAGUAGUAUAAACAGAUAAUAGCAUGAUUUGUACAUGAUAUUUGGUAUAAAUACCACUUGUGAUAUUUCAAAAUUGUUUCAAAAUUACGUAUGACAAUUUUGAAAUAUCACUCGUGGUAUUUAUGCCAAAUAUCACUACAAAUCUUGCUAUUACCUACACUAAUUCAGUGUAUAACGAGUUUAAUAAGAGAGAAAGGGUUUGACAUAGCCACGAUCAAUUUUUAUCAAAAGCGAAAAAUCAGCAGUAUCUUUAUCGCUUUUUAGCCUUGUUUUAAGCAUAAGCCUAGUGAAAAUUAGUAUAUUUAUCAGUGAAGUAAAAUAUAGCUCCUACAGUACAAGAAAGUGCAACGUUAUCUUCAUUCCCCGAACGAACUGAACACAUCAGAGAGAAUUUUUGAAAUUUUAAAUAGCUGUUACGGUCGCUGGUUAUCGAGUCUGUUAUUCAGUCUGAGUAAUGAAUUUCUCUUUUUGCAAAACACUGUUGGUUCCAAUUCCAACUCGCCAAGGUAAAUUCACAAUUUUUAGAUAGCCUGCCGAUCACUUUGCCUUAGUUCUGCAAACCAACAGUAUGUCCAGCUAGCUUUUGUUUUCGUUUGAACUGUUAAUUUUUUAAAUAUCCCCCGUACCAUUUAAACAUGUUUCAAACAUGUUUCAUGCGACCCAACAAAACCUGGGAACCAGAAUUCUAAGGUCCAUGACGUAUUCUCGUAUCCGGUGCUUGAACCAAACACUAAAAUCGACUAGUGCUCGUACCCAGGAUUUUCACAAGUUCAGUUAAGGUUGCGUUCUCCUGACGUCGAACGCAAUUAGCCAUACUCUACAACAACUGCAAGGCGUCUACCCAAGCUUACAAUGACAGCAAAUAGUUCCAGAACGGUUUAAAACAAAAAUAAAGACUUUUCUGUCGGUAUGGAUUAUCGACUAUUCUGGUAUACUAAGUUUCAGCGUGACAGGAGAGAAAAACUAACUUCGGAAUUGCUGUUAUGUGCCUUAUUGAGAAAGGAACCGACGAUUGUUGCAGGUCGAUGCAGGCCCGUCUGGCAAUGAGAGUUUUGCCAAGAAUGAGUUUCGGACUGGAAUACUCGAAAGGAAUGAGAUGGGCCCAGUACUCAGGUGGGUAUAUAGAACUCACGGCCGGAAGAGAAUGACGAUUUCAAUAAACGUUUCUGUCUUUGUCACAUACUUCCUUUCGUUACGGUCACAUGUAGUUAGUUACAACCAUACUCUAAGCAGCAUCACUGCACCCAUUGGGCAGAUUUUUCGGCGGAGAAGGGCAAGUCACUAAUCCCCCCGCACCGUUGAUUUGCUUUGAUCAGUCGAACCUUCCUCAUACAAGUUAUCCGCACUUGAAUUCUGUGUUGUGAUUGGUCAUUGAAUUGUUUGCAUUUGUACAGCUUGAAAUCUGCUGAGUAAGACUGACUUUGGUUUUUCAACAGAAAAGUUCCAGGUGGGAUUUGAGUUCGAGGCGAACAAAUUCAAUGUCCCCGAUAGCAUGCUUCCCAGAAACAUGAAUGCACGAUUGCAGCUGAGCUUACUGGGCUACAAGAUGGAUGCAAUUGAGGUAAUUAAUAAAAGUAAAUAAACUACGCCGUGCUGUAUUAGCCGGAGAAAACAGCCAACGUCUCGCGACGCCAACACUGGUUUCCCCGCGAAAUGGCGUCUGAGAAACAAGCGUAGAAAUUCCAUACUGAUGACGCGUCACUACCCACAUCUGGAUAGUGUUUCUGAUUGGUUUUAAAUUUGUUUCAUCCAAUCAGAAGCACUACCGACAUCUUGGUAGUGACAGGUCAUCAGUAUGGAAUCUCUGCGCACAUUCCUCAGACGCCACUUAACGAGGAAACCAGUGGCGGCGUCGCGAGACUUCGGCUGUUCACUCAGGCUAUGUUGACUUUGUUGUGGAAGAUUAAGAGUUUAAAACAUUAACGUCCAGUUCUGUCCAAAGAAAAAAAAAACUAGAAAAAUAGGCGGACUACCGCGCUGAUAAAGGAGUUAGAUCAAUGCUGACUAUGAGUGAUUAAUAAUAAUAAUAAUCUAAUAAUAAUUUACCAAUUUAUAUAGCGCGUAUUUACAUGUGCUGAUCAAUAGCGCUUUGCAAUCAUAUGUUUAAAAGAAAACGAAAAUACAUUACCGUGAUAAUAAAAUAAACUAAGUUACAAACUAUAAAAAUGCUUCUUAAAAAGAUAGGUUUCAAGUCGAGAUUUAAAACUGUUAAGUGAUGUUGCUUGACGAAGCUCCACAGGUAGCUCACUCCAGAGUUUCGGAGCUGCUGCUGAGAAUGAUCUUGCUCCCAACGGUUGUAAGCAUCUUUCCCUUGGGAUGGUCCACUAAGAGCUUACCAGUAGACCUAAGAUUAUAUAAUGAAUUCGAUUUUAUACUAAUAAGAUCGCAAAGAUAAGUUGGCGCAUAGUUAAUAGGGGAUGGUCCACAAAGUUCUUUGUUGUAAGGCCUUGAACACAAAAGUUGUUUACCAGUAGACCCAAUAGAAACGGCUGGUUACGUAUAUGCAUAACGUAUGAACGCAAAACAAAAGAUUUUAUACCUAAUAAAUCUUGGCAUCUUUGUUUGCUCCUUUGAUGUUUGCCGGGCUUCAUAACCAGUCACCUCCAUUAACUAUGGUUGGCGCUAGGCCAUAAAUACAUUUGAAAGUCAAAAGUAAAAUCUUAUAAUCAAUACGCAAAGAAAUGAUUGUGAUUGAGUGAUUACAAAGGAUUCCAGCUUCAACGUUCCGUCCGCCACUCUGUGGCUCAAUUGUUUUUAAAAACUUUAGUAUUAGUUAAUGUUUUAAGAUCUCUCAGAAAUGAAAAUAAUAAUUUCUGCCUGAAUUUUUUUCCUUCAAAUUUUGUCAUUCCAUAUGUAUUCUACCGUUUUUAUUGCUUUCAGUUUGGCUCUCGUGUUGAAAACUUAGACGAUGUAAUUGAACAAGUUAUAUCCAAGGUUCGCAGGCGACAGAAACGAUCUUUAUUUGAUUCUUUUUGGCCGUCCUGGUUCAGCCGCAACGUUUCUGAUGACGACAGCAACACUACUGAGAAACCAACAGGACGUUCAACUCGCGCCGUUUCGAAGUCUAUGUCUAGGCGCCGCCGUGUAAGUGUAACGAAAAAAAACACUUACCACCAAACAUCGUCCCGUCCAACGACUCGUCCCACAACUCGUCCAAUGACGACCCGCCCAAGCUAUUCAGUUAAGCAAGCGGUAAGUCUUUCAUUUCUUAUGACUAGAAAAGUUCAAAAACUCGCGCACAGUCUCAUAAAGACAUCUUACUCAACAUAUAUUAUUACUUUCAACGGCUUCCUCAUCGAUUGUAGUAGAAGCCUCGUAUUUCUGAUUUGAUCGAAAAUUCACUAACAAUAGACUUUUUUGAAAAUGAAAGAACGCAUCGAAAGAGAGGUUAAUGACACAAAAAUAGGGGCCAUACCAAGGAAAAGGAAGGAAAAGGUCCACGAAAAACAGGGGCCAUACCAAGGGGAAGGUCACGAAAAAUAAAGGCCAUACCAAGAGGAGGGUCCACGAACCCCUCAUCCAACCCUCGUUGUAUAGAGCCUUACUGAUGGGCAAAAAUGACUGUACUCCUUUCCAAAGAACAUAGACACUGACGCUGUCGUGGAAAUUUUUGUUUAAAAGGUACCUCGAUACCAGUUGCUCAUUGACCUUCUGUCGACAACGUAAGAAAUACUGAUACGACCUUGACAAAGCCUUGUAUUUAAUUCUUUGUAGAAGAAACAACAACGUGCAUCUGUUUACAUGAAACUGUUUGGUGACGAAGUGAAGUUUGCAGAAUUGACGCAAGAGCAUGUCGAUCAGCUCGCAAACGAUAUUGCAGAUCUGCUUCUUGGGAAGAAAGAUCGUAUUGAAUACCCGAGUUUAGGUAAACUGCUGAUCUAACUACUCUCAUCGGUUCUCACCUAUAUACCGUAAGCUCCCGCUUAUUUUUCUUUUAUACUUGACUACAUCCACAGUUGUCAUUUUUCUUGGCUAUGGCCUGCACCUUAGGCGGCUUGACUUUUAAACUUGAUUUUAUUUACAACUUUGCAACCGUUUAUUGAUUCAAAAACAACUAAAAAGGAGUUUUUUCCUUUGUUUUCUUAUCCUUCAGGUAUUGUUAUUUCUAAAGAUGGUGUUGCCAUUAACCAAAACCAACAAAAGGCAAUGCUGCUUGCUAACGCUCGACACAUCCUCCCAACACUGGCUGGAAUUCCGCUGGACUUACAGCUCAGGUCUUCAGCUGCACUCAGCAUGAACACAGUCGCAAAUGUAAACAUCGGAGCAUCACUACUAAGUUUCUGGUAUUUCAAGAAAUUUAACGGCAACGUCGAGAUUAAUCCAAGGUAAAAACAUUUAUACUAUAAGCCAAAGCCAUUAGCUCAGUUCUCGAACCAUUGAAAGCCAUUAGUUCUCAGUUCGUAGAUUCAGUUUUUUAAGUACCCCAAAACAAAACUUAAUAAAUGGCCUUACCAGUAAUAAGUUCCUUAUUUAGGUCGCUUAUCGGUGGUUAGAGCGUCCAACAGUCGUUUGGGAGUCUUUGGUUACGAAUCAGGGGUCCGUUUCUCGAAAAUUCCGGUAACAUUUUAGGUCCGAAGGCAAAUUUUGAAAUCAAAACCAGUUGAAUAGUAGCGUAGUUCCUAGCUCACAAACCGGACGAUUUUGGUUUGUUAACUGAUAGCUUCUUAUUGUUAUUCUUAAAAUUAUUGAACCUUUGAUCUUGAAUGCAAACCCGGCAAACACAAAACAGCUGUUCGGCCCCUAAAAGUUAUCGGGACUUUCGAGAAACAGGCCUCAGAUCAGCAACUUCAUUCUCUUCAUUUUUCCCACCGAUCCCUCCUCUAACCUAAUAUCGUAUCCUGAGUGAGCAGUUAGACUUAACGCUGGAUUAACGCUGGGAAGGGUUGGCUCUCUCCUCCGCGCCUUAGGAAAAAAUGAAAGCGCGCGGGAGACGAUGGGAUACCCAGCGGGAGUCUAUGCGGAGAGGAGAGGAGAGGAGGGGCUGGGCAGUUUCCCCUGAAUCUUACACUACUCCAAAUAAUUAUAACUGUAGAUUUAUUUAUUUACUUAUUCUUCUUUUAUCGCUUGAGGGUGAAAAAACGUCUCCUGUGACAAUUUGACAGAUACAGCUCUUUUUUCUAGAGGAUCCGACAUGUAAAUUUUCAUGUAACAAGUUUUGGGUCAAGCAGCACUUCACUGAACGGUUCAAACAAUUGGCUGUGAAAACAAUAGAAACGGUGACUUAACAAUGCCCCUACCCCUGAAAACAAAUGGCAAUAUUUUUUUACUCGACCACUGAAAUUAGAUGUUCAUGUGAGGUACUGGACUACUGGAUAUUUUGUUUCAGUGUUCAUGUCCACGCUGAUUCUCGCAUUGGAAUCCAUACUCCAUAUCUGCGCGUCGGACUACGGAUGAGAAAGACUGCACAGUCUGAUCAGAAAGUUCACUUUACAGUGGAGUCUGGAAAACAGUACAAACUAACCUACAACAUUCCACAAGACCGUCGAGAUGUCGCGCAUGUCAAGUAAGUCAAUCAAGAAAAAGUGUACACAACAGGUUUCAUCUCGAAGCGUGUUCUUUUGGUGUUUUUCUACAUUGUAGGUUUCUGUCGAACGCGCUUCUUCUUUAAACAUUAGUCUUUCAAAGUAAAAGUCAUCGUGAUUGGUUGUUAGGCUCUCUUGUCAAAAAGUAUAGCAAUAAAAUCUCCAACAAGGGGGAACUAACCUUUUGAGCCUGAAUCGUGACGUGAUAAAAGAGGGUUGGAUCUUAAAUACUGUAGGUUGAUAAUCACAUAUUGAUGAAGUAAGGAUUUCGGGGAGGCAGUCCGCACAGCUCCACCUGAAUUUUCCAGGGUUAUUUCCUCCUCGGGAUGAAAAGUUGAAAUAUCGAUUUAAUAACACCCACUGCAAGUGAAAAUUAGGGCAUUUUGAACUCUGUCUGAACCAGGAGUCUCGGACUAAGAAAGAUAAAAGUCAAAUGUAAGAUUUUCUCUGUAAAUUAAUUUUAAGGGCAAGUACGCAGGGAUUCGCUGAACAAUAUAACCCAGAGACUUGUGAGCGCACGGAACAACAGAUUUCAAUGGACCUAACCACUAGUCAUCUUAAACGAGUAAGUCAAAUCUUGAAAAAAAAUUGGAGAACAAACUAAUAUGACGGUUUAUUUCUUUCAGUUUUAUGUCGAAUUAUUUGUAGACAUUCGUUAAAUUCAGAAGAAGUACGUAGAAUGUGCAAGGACAAAAUGAUUGAAGACAUCAAUGACUACUACAAAGGAUGAUUUCCACCUCUACUGUGCACCAAAACCAAACACAGAGAGCUGUCCCUCUUAGAUUUAAAGACAUCGAAUUUUUAGUAGCGACAAACCCACGAAAUAAUUCAGCAAUUAACUAACUACGAAAGAAACUACCCUGUCCCCUUUUGUGGAUUGGCAGCCUACCUAUAUGUUUUCGUCCAGGAAUAAAUGGGAAAUUUUCAAACACUUCAGUUAUUUCCUUUGUUAUCUAAGGUGCAAAGGUCUUGUGCUGGUCAGGACAUGUUCGGUGUUCAGUUGUGCGCAGAAGCACAAGUCCCCGACAUUCCAUCACUAAGACUUCAACAACUCCCAGUCCUUUCAGCUUUUGGUCAAACAGAUGUUCGCCUAUCUAUGGAACCUUCUUCCGACAAACCAGCCUCAAUUCAGUUGACAGGCGUAGUCAAGAAUGAUGAAAAAGGUCAGAGAGAUGAGUUUUCUGGGUAUUUACUUCGUAUACCGGACACAAAUGACGUAAAACAAAGAACAAAGACCAUGAAACAAUACCAAACAGAAUUUUCUCUGAACAGAAAAGAAAGAGGUCUUUUGUUUUACGUCAUCUGUAUCCGGUACACUAAGUUUUGACCGGUUUCUGGGUAACUGACCAUCUACCCCUCCCCUAAGUCACAAUUUUGCCUAAGUGAGUACUAAGUGUUAAAUGAGACCUGGGAGAGGGGUAGGUGAUCAGUUAUCCAGAAACCUCAAUCGCUCGGUCAUGUUUAUGACAAGUGCACAGCGGAACUAUCAGCUGACAUGUACUGCGGCAUUACACAAAAUUUUAUUGUUAGUAUUUUACUGAGAAGUUUGAAUAUGUUUUAACUAAAAUCUUUGAGCACCCUUCGAAGGUUAAUGGUUAUUCCUUUGGUUCUGUAGCAAUGCAAGCCGAUGGUGAAAUCAGUGCCUCGUCAAAAACCGUCCAGCGACGAAUCCCGUACAAGGUGACUUACAGAAAGGGUAACCAAAAGCAACUGGAGUUCGAGUCUAAACUGCUGCAAGUCCAGGGAUGUGAAGAUUGCAGUAUGAAAGUUACAGCAAACCGCAACGGAUUGAUAGUACGGUUUGGAAAAGGUAAAGCACAGUAUGAGAUCACAGCCUCGGGACAAAUUCAGAACCAGGGCAAAAACUUACACUUGCAAGCCCAAUGGACAGAGGUGAGUACACUUUCACUCAACAAAGUGUUAUACGCGGAGGCCCCGCCUCGAGGUCCAACCCCAUACGACCGAAAAGGUACCCCUUUCAUAUACCUUCUAUUAAAAAAGGUACCCGUUUUACAUACUUUCUACUGACAAAUGGUAUCCCUUUCACAUACUUAGUUAAGAACUUUGCAUCUCCUUUAACUACUGUCAAUGCGCGAUCUUUAAAAUAUGAAUAGAUCACAAAACCUGAACGUUUUCUCGAUUUUUUUUCGCAGCCGUAAAAUGCAUCUGUUGGACCUAUUGGGCCAUUUAAGAGACCUAAAAUGACAACUAUUGAAAUUCCUACCCUUUCAUAUACCCGUAAACCGGAAGCCUGAAAAAGGUAUAGACCUUUUCAGUAAGUACUCCUUCCCCGAGGGUGAGUACUGCCUUUUAGGACAUUCUUUAGGGCUUUGAAUAUCGAAAAGAGCCGAGUAUAACAGAAAUAGUGAUACCUGAAGAAAGUUAUAACUAUUUGUUUCAGCAGCGAAAGGUUAUAUCCAUUCCUUUUUACACAUUUCACAGCUUCCAGAACAAUGGAAAAAAUUCUUCUACAACUGGCAGCCUCAGAUCUGGUACGUCCUCCAACAGUUUGCUUGGAUAAGACGCACAGAACAGAAGCCCAAACAGAUUGCCUUUGAAUUUCAACUGACGACACCACUUACUGCUGAUUUAAAACUCAAAACACCGGACGCGGAAGUAGUGAGAACCAAUCUUUUCCUCCCAGUCCGAAUUGAACGGUUGCCUCAAUCCCUAAAGGAUAUGGGGAACUACUAUUACGGUAAGAAGAUAAAUCAGUGGUGUAGCAAGUCCAUAAACAUCACAAUUUCUCACAAGAAAUGAGUUCUUUUGAGCCACGGGAGUUCGAGAACACGAAUGAGGGGAGAGCUGCGAAGCCGCGAGGAGUGAGGACGAAGGACCAAGCGGAGAGAGAGAGACAAAAAAAGAAUAGCCCUUUUUUCCUCUCUUCGUCCCAAUCUCUCCUCCUUUAUACUGUUAAUUUACAUGAUUUUACUUUUUCAAUAGCCAAGGGUUGUCCCUUUCGUAAACUCUGAUGAAAGAAGGGCGACCGCUGGCGGUCUAUAUCAUGUCUCAUUCUUAUUGUCCUGGAAGUUCUAAUUAGAUUUCUAUCCCUCUGGUUUGCGGCAUAUAUUUUUAGCUCGUUGUGAAGUUCAAGAUCAGACGAUCAAGGUGUUUGAUCAUCAGCAGUACCAGCACAACAUCAGGGGAGAGUGUCUUUACACACUGGUACAGGAGCAUAGGAAAGGCAAACAGAGUAGAAUUCAGGUAAGGUUGCUUCAUGCAUUCCAAGCUGGAACUUUCUUUUAGAAUCAGGAUAAUAGGUUUUCACCUGAGCAAGAUGUUCGCCUCCUUAGCCAGUAUGCCACGUAAUCAUUUUUUUAACGGUUGUGUGAACAUUAUAGAGAGUUAUACCAAGAGGUGCUGUCUACUCAGCAGUUCGUAAGACAAUAGUCAGCUUAGCUAAAGAUCAUCUACAUCAAUACAAGUUGGGAACCCUAAAUUCCAAGUUUGUAAAACUACAUUACGUUUAGGGGAAUCAACGAAAUGAACAAUAUCAUUGGAAUACUGUUACUUAAAUGGUUACAACGUUCAUCCUUUGAAACGAACGAAUUUCAUCCAUUUGAAAAAAAAAAGAAAGCCACGUCUCACUUGUACCCAGAAAGGGAAGGUGAUAAUAGAAGAUUGCAUAAGUUACAGAAUAAUUCUAGACAAUGUAACUGAAAAGGAAUACAAAGUAUGUGAUAAAACAGUCCAAAACUGUCCAAAUCCUGAUUUGAAAAAGGUUAUGGCGGGCAGACAACACUCUUUAGAAACCAAUUCAAGUUAACUAAAUUAUUCCAGCUAAUCUUUCUUUCCUGUUGGUUUUCAUAAGCUUUUUGCGAAGAUUGGCGAGCAGGGACAAAAGACAGUUGUUCUUUCCAUCCAACAACAACAACAGCAAUCAAAGGAGACGGUUGAAGUCAAGCAAGAUUCUACAAUCCUGAUUGACGGCAAGAAACAGGAAUGCAGUCAGAAGGCCUGCCAAUCGAAGCAGGGUGGAGCGACUGUGCAGAAGGUUCAUACAAGUGAUGGCAAGACCCAGAUUCGCCUUUCAACUAAGGUGAGAAAUAUUUUUCCCGCUAAACAGCUUUCGGGGACCACCUUAUACAACAAUAAAUAAAAUAAAAAUAAAAAAUAAAUAACGAUUUGCAGGUAGCAUAUCCACAUAGUGAUUCUUCGUCUACCUGAUUCCUGGUCGAAUUGGAAUUUGGAAAUGUUGGUUUUUGAGGAGAGGGGAAAACCAGAGUACCCGGAGAAAAACCUCUCGGAGCAAGGGAGAGAACCAACAACAAACUCAACCCACAUAUGGCGUCGACGCCGGGAUUUGAACCCGGGCCACAUUGGUGGGAGGCGAGCGCUCUCACCACUUCGCCACCCUUGCUCCCCAACUGACUAACCAUGACCUAAGGAAGUAUUACGCAAGGAGGUUAUUCUAAAUGGCCUGCCCUAAUAUCUGAGCACACUUAGGCAUCGACCAACUUAAACCUUUUCUAAUCAGCGUUAGCUAACGCAUUUAAGCACUUAUGUAAACACAAAUGUAUUUAUUUUCCUUUAUAGCUGGGUCUGUAUGCCACUAUCGAAGGUCCCCAUAUUCAAGUUUCUGCCUCUCCUCUCUUGCGCAGCCGCGUUCGCGGCCUGUGUGGUGAUGCUGAUGGCGAACAAUGGGAUGACUACAGAGAUCCACAAGACCAACUGCAGAAACUGCAGAAAUUCAUUCAGUCAUGGCGACAACAGUGUUAA
This is a messenger RNA of Porites lobata, 27304 nucleotides long. The record is from the annotation of a GenBank genome assembly. NCBI's taxonomy places the organism in Eukaryota, Metazoa, Cnidaria, Anthozoa, Scleractinia, Poritidae.